This is a messenger RNA of Oncorhynchus kisutch (coho salmon), 2753 nucleotides long. RefSeq names its product heart- and neural crest derivatives-expressed protein 1. Gene Ontology annotation, molecular function: DNA-binding transcription factor activity, RNA polymerase II-specific; RNA polymerase II transcription regulatory region sequence-specific DNA binding; protein dimerization activity. The record is from RefSeq and is a predicted model, not a curated record. NCBI's taxonomy places the organism in Eukaryota, Metazoa, Chordata, Actinopteri, Salmoniformes, Salmonidae. Gene Ontology annotation, biological process: heart development; regulation of transcription by RNA polymerase II. The transcript is spliced from 2 exons. Bases 375 to 944 code for a protein of 189 amino acids.
AGGGUCAAAUUUCUUGCGCAAAUGAGAGCAAUCCCACGAAAAAGAAGUGCUCUCCAGAUUGUCAAAACCUGUCUGGAUUAUACUACUUCACUUUACACGUAAUUGUUCUACCCUAUCAGAAUGACAACGACGGGUUUUCAACAAAAUUGACAUUUUUUUUUUUUUGAAGAAACGUUUAUAAACGUUUGUUGCUUGUCUUAUGUGUUUGUAUUUGUUAUAGUGAAGGUCUUCCUAUGUCGAUUUGGAGCAUCAUUCGCUAAUGUCACUUUCCCCUGAUCACUAUAGCAUUGGUCAGUGACGAGUGUUACCAACCUCAAGACUCCAAAAGACCUGCUGGGACCUGAGGAGAUUUUGUUUUUGAUCUAUUUUCCAAAAUGAACCUUAUUGGGAGCUACCAGCAUCAUCAUCUGAUGCACGAGACCUUUCCAUUCGUCCAGAGGUGUCAUCAAGAUAACCCGUACUUCCAAAGCUGGGUGGUGAACCACGGCGAAGUCCCUCCUGAUUUCCAGAUCCAGUCUCCGUACUCCACGGAGUUUGGGGCUCAGGGUCCGGCUCACGACAGCCAGCUGGACGCUCCCUCAGCGCGCACUGGGAAGAGGAGAGCCUCGGGGCCGAAGAAGGAGCGGAGGAGGACGGAGAGCAUCAACACUGCGUUCGCCGAACUGAGAGAAUGUAUACCAAACGUACCGGCAGACACGAAACUGUCCAAAAUUAAAACAUUACGACUAGCAACAAGUUAUAUUGCCUACCUAAUGGACGUGCUGGCUAAAGACACUGGAGAGACCGAGGGAUUCAAUGCAGAAAUCAAGAAAUAUGAUAACAGAGAUUUGAAACGGAAACGGGAAACGAACGAGGACCUGCAAGAGUCAUUAGGAAACGAGAAAAAGUUCAAAGGGCGGACAGGUUGGCCUCAGCAAGUCUGGGCUUUGGAAUUGAACCAGUGACUGUUCUGACGUCACUGAGCAGAGCAAGCAGCAGAAACCCACGCAGACUCCGUAUUCAAGCACAUCGCUGCCAGGAAUACAACCACUUAUAUACACAUCUAUAGGCCUUCUACGUGCAAUGUUCAAAUUCAAACACGGUAGACUUGGUGAAAUUCAAAUUCAAUGCAAAUGUUCAAAAAACUGCCUGGACACCUUUUCUUUGUCAUUUGUAUUCUUUGAUAGAAUAUAAAUGAAAGUUAGGCAAUAUAGCUUAGAAUAAAUAUGUUUGGUUGUGGAUAGGCCACAAUACUGAACGGAGAGACUGACACGGUGGUAUAUGUGUGUUGUUUCUUUAUUCUUUAACGCGGCAAUCAAUGUUCAGCACUGUGUUUUUUAUGCUAUGCAUUGUCUUGUUAUAAUAGUGUCGACUUGUCGUGUUGUCUUGUUAAUAUUUUUUGGGAAUCUACCUCAAAUUAAUGUAACUGUCCCUUUGAAAUAGAAAACAAUUACGUUGCAGGACAAAUAUCUGUUAAAAAAAAACGGAACGUAAUUCCAAAGGACACAGGUGGUUAAUUAUUAGACUGUAUAUUUGAAUCUGACGAAAUUGUUGUCUUUGUGUGAAUUGGAUGUAAAAUUAUAUUAAUAGAUUACUUAAUAAAUGAAUUACAUAAUUAAUCACAAAAUCGUUGUAAAACGGCAAUGAAAUCAUUCAGUGCUUGAAAAAUAACGAUUAGGUAUAGGUCUUGAUAUGCAUAUCCCUAGGCUACUAUUUAUUAAUACAUUUAUUACUACAUUUUUUAAUGUAUUUAUAUCAAUCACGAGACACAUCCGGGGUAAUGGUACAGUUUGGUAAAACAUUUUAGGUUACAAAUGGAACAAUUUAAUCACAGCAUGUGUGAAAAAAAUAAAAUAAAAUAAAAGGUUGUGGAAGACCAUAAGAAGCACAUUCCCUCUCUCCCACUAUCCCAGGUCCCCAUACAGCUGGGUCCUCGAGGAUACAUUUUCUUAUUUUGUUUCUUCAAUCUUUUGUUUUGUUUUGUGGUAAUGUGCUAGAUAACAUAAGGGUUUGAGGUGCAGUGGUUAAUAUGAAAACACAUGCUUCAGGAUGCUGGGUCCGAGGUACAAUAAAUAAUCAGUGGCAUAUAUCUCUAGUCAUAAUUGAUAUAGGCGAGGGAAGUCAUAUGCCAGUCGUGAUGGCAGUUAUAGGCAAUUUUCUUGGGUAUGAGCUUAAACAUUUGAUUGGCUCUAUACGAUAUUUACCAUAUUCAGAAAUUCAUUAUAGAUCAAUAUAGGUCUAUAGUAAUUCAGUUAAAAAUGCAGACGAAAAACGAAUAUUUGGUUACGUUCAAUUUACGGUGAUUACGUUCCAUUUUGUCAUGGGACAGACGCACGCUGUUUCGCCCGGAACCAAUAAAACCGUCUUUCGAUUGACUUAUCAGCCCACAAGAUAAACUCGUCCCAUCAAUCAAUCAAUUUCAAAGCAUAGCCUAUACCAGGGUUUCCCUAAAUUAGAUCCCGGGGCCACGUUUUGGUUGUUGCCCUAGCAGCUGAUUCGAGCAUGACCGAGUUUGUGAAACCCUGGCCUAUUUUAGUAUAGAAUAAUCAAAUGAAGAGAUAAGAUUAGGCUAUUAUUUCAAUGAUGCAAAAAAACAUAUAUGAUUGAACAAAGAUUUGCUUAUAGAUCCAUCAGCAACUAGUGCUUAAUAUUAGGUCAGCAUAAUAUUGGUUUGGACGUCUGUUUUCAGAAAGUAUUCAUACGUCUCGACUUAUUCCACAUGUUGUUGUGUUACAGCCUGAAUUCAACAUUGAAAUAAAACAUUCUCAUCCAUC